Messenger RNA from Zingiber officinale, 2178 nucleotides. Its product is annotated as ABC transporter G family member 23-like. NCBI's taxonomy places the organism in Eukaryota, Viridiplantae, Streptophyta, Magnoliopsida, Zingiberales, Zingiberaceae. The transcript has 2 exons. Gene Ontology annotation, cellular component: membrane. The coding region runs from base 123 to 2051 and encodes 642 amino acids. Gene Ontology annotation, molecular function: ATP binding; ATP hydrolysis activity; ABC-type transporter activity. The record is from RefSeq and is a predicted model, not a curated record.
AAUUAUUCUCCUCUACUUCAUCAGACUGAUCACCAUUAAUUAACAAUAUCGGCAGCACUUCGCAUUUCCUACUUAUACUCGCUCUGCAUGCGUUUACUUUUGGGGUUCGCAGUGAGUUUACUAUGGACGAUCAAACAGUAGCGGUGGCAGGCCUCGACCAGCUCGACUCCCGUUCAUCCUCCUACAACUCCCUACUCUCCCCGUCCUCCUCCUCAUUUCACUCCUCCUCCACUCCCCUUUCCUCCUCCUCCACCACCGCCGCCACCACCGCACUCCUCGUCUCCGAUUUAUCCUACACCGUCCUCCCCUCUGCCACCUCCGCUUUCAUCCGCCGCCGCCGCCGCCUCAGCAGCGGCCACUCGCUUCUAAAGUCUGUCUCCUUCGCUGCCGCCUCCUCCGAGCUCCUCGCCGUCGUCGGUCCAAGCGGUGCCGGCAAAUCCACUCUCCUCCGCGUCAUCUCAGGCCGCGCUGGGGCCUCCAGUUCCACUGCCGCCGCCUCCAUCUCCCUCGGCGGCCGGCAGCUUUCCAGCGCGGUCCACCUGCGGAAGCUGUGCGGGUUCGUUACCCAGGAGGACAACCUGCUGCCGCUUCUGACCGUGAGGGAGACGCUGGCGUUUAGCGCCCGGCUGCGGCUGCGGGGGGCGAGCGCCGUGGAGCGGGAGGAGAAGGUGGAGGCGCUGGUGAGAGAGCUGGGGCUGGAGCGGGUGGCGGACAGCUACGUCGGGGACGAGGAGCGGCGGGGCGUGUCCGGGGGAGAGCGGAAGCGAGUGGCCAUCGGGGUGGACGUGAUAGACGACCCGCCGUUACUGCUGCUGGACGAGCCGACGUCGGGGCUGGACAGCGCGUCGGCGCUGCAGGUCGUGCAGCUGCUGGCGGCGAUGGCGCGGACGAGGCGGCAGGUCGUCAUCCUCACCAUCCACCAGCCAGGCUAUCGGAUUCUUCAGCACGUCUCUACCUUCUUGCUCCUCUCCCACGGAAAGGUGGCUCACUAUGGCAGCCUGGAAUCUCUCACUCAGACGAUCGCAAUGUUAGGGUUCACAAUACCAACUCAACUCAAUCCUCUGGAAUUCGCCAUGGAGAUCACUCAGCAGCUAGAGGAUUACCGCGCCGCCUCUGCAUUCCCUCCCGAGGCAGAGGUAUACUACAACAGCAAGCUGAAUCGAGAUUCAACGUUAGAAGCAGAGACGCUGCUAUUUCACAGCAACUACUGCAGCCGCCUGGAGGAGAUCAGGACGCUGAGCUGGCGAUUCUGGAAGAUCAUCUACAGAACGAAGCAGCUGUUCCUGGCGCGCACCAUGCAAGCCGUGGUCGGCGGCGUGGGGCUCGGCAGCGUGUACCUGCACGUGAAGCCGGACGCCGCCGGCGUGGCCGAGCGGCUGGGCCUCUUCGCCUUCAGCCUCAGCUUCCUCCUCUCCUCCACGGUCGAGGCGCUGCCCAUCUUCCUCCAGGAGCGGCGCGUGCUGAUGCGCGAGGUGACGCGGAGCACGUACCGGCUCUCCUCGUACGUCGUGGCCAACACCCUCGUCUUCCUCCCCUUCCUCUUCGUGGUGGCGCUGCUCUUCGCCAUACCUGUUUACUGGCUCGUCGGGCUCAAUCCUUCCCUCGCCGCAUUCGCCUUCUUCGUUUUGGUGGUGUGGCUGAUCGUUUUAAUGGCGAGCUCCCUGGUGCUCUUCCUCAGCUCCAUCUCGCCGGAUUUCAUACUGGGCAACUCCCUCAUCUGCGUUUCCCUGGGGGUCUUCUUUCUCUUCUCCGGCUACUUCAUCCCCAAGGAGAGCAUCCCCAAGUACUGGAUCUUCAUGUACUACAUCUCCCUCUACAGGUAUCCGUUGGACUCCCUGCUCAUCAACGAGUACUGGAGCGCCAGGGACAAAUGCUUCUCCAGUAGCCAUGGAGGUGUCUGCUUGCUGACCGGCGGGGAUGUGCUGAGGGCGAGAGGGCUGGUCGAGGACUCCAGAUGGACGGACGUCUGGGUCAUGUGUUUCUUCUUCUUGAUUUACCGAGUUAUGUGCUGGAUUUUGCUGGUCAGGAAGGCUUCCAGGACUCUGCUCUAGCUCAUCGUGCAUGCAUUGCAUGCCCUGUGUGAAUUAAAAUCUUCAAGAAUUGAUCUGUUAUAUAUUUGUCGAGUUCUUUAUUCAAACAAUUUCAACUAAUUCUAAUGGAUUCCAUUAUUUUACUGUU